Molecule: messenger RNA, 617 nt
Organism: Zingiber officinale
Lineage: Eukaryota; Viridiplantae; Streptophyta; Magnoliopsida; Zingiberales; Zingiberaceae
Exons: 2
Source: RefSeq, a predicted model, not a curated record
CACAACUCACAAGCGUCGUAAGAAAACUUGUGGACAAGGUCGAUGCUGUAAGAGAUGUGCCAGAACGAAUCUUACAGCUGAUUCUUUUCCUGUGGACCGUUGGAUCAUCGUGGCUGUAUUACGGUCCGGAGAUUCCCACCAGAAAAGCCAGUGAUCCUCGGCGCUUACGCCAUUCAAUUGUGUUACUGCGCCGUUGUCGUCUCUCUUCUCUACACGAGUCGAGAGAGAGAGAGAGAGCUUGGAUUUCUCACAUGGAAGUGGCUCGGCUCUCCAGUUGCGGCAUCUUCCACAGCCCGCCGUCGGCGGCAGCGGCCUCCUCGCAUCGGAGGACCCGCCGGCAUCGAUCAGUUCAUCUCAGAUCUAGGUUUUCCAGUAUCAGAGUCUUCGCCGUGGCCACUAAAUCUUCCGUUUCGUCUUCUACUCCUUCGAGUUCAGUCUCCGGUUCAGUCAAUGGCGCUGCGUCGAAUAGGUUCGGUAACGUAUCGGAGGAGAUCAAAAAGGUGCGGAAGCAAAUGGAAGAGGACGAGCAGCUGGCCUCGCUGAUGCGAGGGCUCCGAGGUCAAAACCUCACCGAUGUUCAGUUCGCCGAUGAGAGCAUCCGCCUUCGAUUAGUUGAG